Rubroshorea leprosula is the source of this 1846-nucleotide messenger RNA. Lineage: Eukaryota; Viridiplantae; Streptophyta; Magnoliopsida; Malvales; Dipterocarpaceae. The record is from the annotation of a GenBank genome assembly.
UUACCAAGUACGCAGAAAGAAUUUGGAUUCUGUGGUCUGCAAGCCAAAAGCAAUUUAGCAAUUUUGUUUUCUCAUCUCCUAGCCCCAGAGGUUCCAUAACAAAAUCUAAUGGUUCGAGGAGCGAUCAUCCUUUUCAGACGUUGGAUAACUAUUUAAUGGACAAAACAGUCAUUGAUAGUGGCAAAAUUGUCCGUAAAGCUUUUUGCCUGUUUAAGAUGUUCAUACCUCUCUUUUCAGACCUCAGACUAAGGAUUUAUCGAGAAUUAAGCGACAUCUGGCUGUCCCCCUUCCAAGAUGCGGAAGAAGCCUUCAUGCUGGUCCACAUUGAGCUAGGGUUCUUGUAUGAUGUACUCUACACCAAGGCUGCUAUAUUGCAAUCAAUAGUGGGCAGAAUCCUCCGUAGCAUCUGCUACUUGUCCACUUUUGUAGCUCUGGUUGCCUUUUCUAUCGCAGUUGAUAAGAGUGGCUAUCCAGGAGAGGACAUUUUGAUAACUUAUGUGUUGCUUGGUGGAGCAAUCCUUCUUGAUAUUCUCUCUGCCACUUCGAUUGCUUUCUCUUCUUGGGCAAUACUCUGGUUAACUAGUCCGAGGAGAUUGCUGAGUAAGUGUGCAUAUCAAAGAAUUGUUUCCUGGCUAGUUCAUAGGAAAUUAAAGAAGAGAGGAACGGUGUCCGUGGCACAACAUAGCCUGAUAGGUUAUUGCCUCAAGGUGAAGACAUCCAAGUGGACUGCAAUUUUGAGAAUGCUUGACACUGAAGAGAUUUUUCAGAAAUUUUUGGGGACUUCUUGGGAACAAGUGAAUGGGGACUUGAAGAAAUUCAUCUACAAGCAUCUUCAAGAGAAGUUCAAGCAAUAUCAAAAUCUUAAAGACAAAAUUGAUGAUAAGCAGGUAUUUAACCAUGACAAGCUCUUAAGUAUAUUAAGGGAGAGAGGGGAUCGUGCGCUUCAAAACUAUGAAAUUGAUGAGGAGUACUUCGAAAGGAGCAUUCAUGAUGUAGAAUUCAGCCACAGCGUUCUUGCGUGGCAUAUCGCAACGUUUAUUCUUUUUUAUGAUGAUCAUAAAACAUAUUCUGGUAGUGUUCUGGGUUCAUAUUGCCAAAUUAGCAAGCUGUUGUCAGAAUAUAUGAUGUAUCUCCUCCAGGUGUGGCCUCUCAUGCUUCCUAAAGGAAUUGGUCUGGUGAGGAUCAAAGAUACUCGAGAGGAGGUGGUAAGAUAUUUCGGCAAACGGUCGUCAUCAAUGAGUAACAAUGACGCUGCUAGCGCUCUGCUUCCCACUGGCAACGAAUUUCUAUUAUUUUCAACUCGAGGCAAGUCUGUCUUGCAAGAUGGUCGUAAGCUGGCAUCUAUGUUGAAGGCAUUGGUGACGGAGUCGAGAUGGGAUCUUGAAAAGAAAUGGGAGGUGAUUGCAAAUGUGUGGAUGGAAAUGCUGACAUUUGCUGCAGGCAGGUGUGGAUGGAGAGAGCAUAAUAUACAUCUCAAGAGUGGCAGUGAGCUUCUUACCCACGUAGCGCUUCUUAUGGCACAUCUUGGCCUGACUGAACACAUUCGAAUUGUGACAGCAAGUGCUGAUGAUCUCCUGCUGGAAUCAACUGCUAAUCAGGUGCAACCUAGUUCUGAAAUGCCUCCAAUUGGUCAGACUUUGAUGUGGGAUUGGGAUCAACUUUCUCAUUUGGCUUAUUACAUGGCAUAGAAUCAUCUUUUCAGAAGACUCAAUAGCUUAGUGAGGGCCCGUUUUUUAUUACCUUGAAAGUUUUUACGCUCUGUUUUUUUUUUUUUUUUUUUAAGCCCGUCUAAGUGUUAUUUUAUAUAAGUGUUGUCUGAACACGCAAAUAAUCGCACUAUGAAAUU